This is a messenger RNA of Cladophialophora psammophila CBS 110553, 891 nucleotides long. RefSeq lists its product as uncharacterized. Gene Ontology annotation, molecular function: glycerol channel activity; water channel activity. The transcript has 4 exons. Gene Ontology annotation, cellular component: plasma membrane. NCBI's taxonomy places the organism in Eukaryota, Fungi, Ascomycota, Eurotiomycetes, Chaetothyriales, Herpotrichiellaceae. The coding region runs from base 1 to 891 and encodes 296 amino acids. The record is from RefSeq and is a predicted model, not a curated record. Gene Ontology annotation, biological process: water transport; glycerol transmembrane transport.
AUGCAGGAGGAUCAGGGUGCCAGCCAGAAGUGCAAUCUGAUAUGCCGGCUGCGGAGAGGGUCGGGGACUAAAGGGGAGAAGACCUUGUCCGAGAAGAUACAUGAAGGAAUGCUAUCGGCUUUGCCGAUUGUCCGCCUCCACCUCCGUGAGCCCGGUGCCGAAUUUCUUGGGACGCUCGUUAUGGUGCUGUUUCUGGAAGGAGUUGUCGCUCAAGUGACCAUUUCGGAGAGGAAAUUUGGUUCAUAUCUGUCGAUCAACGUUGUCACGGGCAUCGCUGUGAUGCUGGGCAUGCUGACUGCCGGCCCGGUUACAGGGGCCCAUUUGAAUCCGGCAAUCACUCUCGCCUUUGUGGUAUUCCGGCGCUUUCCUCUUCGAAAGGCUCCUGGAUAUAUUGUCUCUCAGCUUCUGGGCGGCUUUACCGGAGCGGCACUGGUUUAUGCCAACUACAGAAGCGGCAUCGAUUUCGUCGAAGGACAUGAUAUCCGCACCCACACAACAGCAGUCAUCUUCAGCACCUAUCCUCAGCCAUACCUGACCAAAGUCGGUCAGCUAUUCUCCGAGUUUCUAGCAACUUCUUUGUUGAGCGUGGGGAUAUUCUCAAUUUCCAAUACUGGACAUACGCAGGUUGUUCGCGACCUGGCGCCGUUGUGGGUUUGUCUACUCGUCCUUUGCAUCGGCGGCGCCCUUGGACUCGAGACGGGCUACGCCAUGAACAUGGCCAGAGACUUUGCACCUCGUUGCUUUGCAUAUUUUGCCGGUUAUGGACCCGAAGUUUGGACAUACGGGGACAACUAUUGGUGGGUUCCCGUUGUUGCUCCAUUUUGGGGCGCUUUAUUUGGAGGAUUUAUAUAUCAUGCUUUUAUUUAUGAUAGUAUACUACCGGCUAAGUAG